Messenger RNA from Owenia fusiformis, 1779 nucleotides. Lineage: Eukaryota; Metazoa; Annelida; Polychaeta; Sabellida; Oweniidae. The record is from the annotation of a GenBank genome assembly.
UAAAAGAUGUUAUAAAAGAUACUAUUUGAAAACAUUUUUUAUUUGAAAGCAUAAUGUGCACAUUCAGUGCAUAUUGAGAACAUACAAAGGGCAUAUAACAUUGGAUGAUUUUGAAUAGGCCGCAAAUAUAGGGUCCUCUGAAAGCUUCAAAUAAGGGAUGUAAUCAUAAAUCUUACCUCAUCAUUUGCUCAUCAUUUGGACAUUGGAAGGAUGGCAAACAUCUACUCAAAGAGUUACCUCAGAUGUUUUACAAUAACAUCAUUGAUUGUAGCAUGUAUAGCUCAAUUCUGGUGUGGAGGUUUGUUUAUUUUUAAUGUAUACUCAUUGGCAUUGAAACACACCUUCAACUACACACAGAGUGACAUUGAUAUGAUGGCUGCCCUGUGUCACUUUGGAUUUCAUACUGCAUUCCCAGCUGGGAUAGUCCAGGAUAUGUUCGGACCUAGGGUUACAUCAGCCAUGGGAUUAAUCCUAACAUCUACAGGAUACUUAUUGCUAUGGAGCACAACGAAGAGCAUUGAGUUUUACACUUACAAAGCAGGAUUGUUGAAGUUAUAUUUCUUCAUAAUUGGACAAGGAGUGACCUACACUUAUAUGGCAGCUGUGACAACCACUAUAAGUAACUUUACCAGCGAACGUCGUGUUCAGGCUUUAGCUAUUCUUGAAUCAUUCUUUGGAGGAGGUGCCUUAGUAUUAACUAUCAUAUACGCUAGUUAUUUUGUAAAUGGCCACAUAUAUGAUGAACAGAACCAAAAUUGGUCAGGCUUUAUUUUGAUACUAACAAUUGGUUCAAGUAUCGCAAACUGUUGCUGCCUUGCUUUCUUACAAAUUGCCCCUCAGUCAGAUGCCAAUGAUGGAGAUGAUGAAGAUAGUGAUAAAGAUGAUAACUAUAUUGCAGCUGAAAGUGAAGAUGAGGAUGAUCUAAAGGAUAUCUUUGCUGAAGUUGUUGAUGACUCUGAAUCUACAGACCUUUUUCAUUCUGGAGACGACGAAAUGAGAGAUAAGACCUCAAUAUAUAAAGUCAUCAAACAAACCUGGUUGGAUUCCAAAAGUAUUUUUACAACUAGAAACUUCCAAAUAAUUCUUUGGUUGAAGAGUAUUAUCUCACCAGUAGGUUUUCUUUAUUUAAUAAACAUCACAGCAAUUUUGAAAUCUGCCAAACUUGAGGCAUACAGUGGCAUAUUUACGAUUCUACGCCCAAUCGCAGGGAUUUUGGCACGUGUUAUGAUUGCUGUGAUUGCUCAAUUGCUGAAAGGGAAGAUAAAGAAAUCUAUUAUUUUGCUUAUUACCAACAUGGGUUUUGUUGUAGGCCAAGGAUUACUUAUUAGUUUAGGAACUAACUUAACAGCAUUACACACAGCAAAUAUUGUCAUAACCAUGGCUCAUUCAUGCUCGUUUGUGCUUAUUGUGGCAAUAUUAAGUGAUACAUUAAGCAAAAACAAAUUUGGUCGUAUGUGGGGAUUCAUUUUAUUUGUGUCCACAAUUUUUAGUUUUUUAUACCCAGCUAUAUUCGGACUAGUCUAUGAUGCACAUACAAAGAUUGGCCAUGUAUAUUGCUAUCGACUGGCCUGCACACAACUUACGUUUAUAUUUACUAGUAUAUUCACCUGUGUUGCUCUUAUACUAAAUAUUGCACUUAUUAUGUACACACCAAGUAUGACCUGAUUUUUCUUGGAUAUUGUUAAAAUUAAAUUAUUGUAUAUAAACAUUACAAACAAAAUUGAACUUUUCUUUAAAUUAGACAAAUCUGAACAUGUGAAUGAGAGUCAAUGUAACCAA